Molecule: messenger RNA, 981 nt
Organism: Batrachochytrium dendrobatidis JAM81
Lineage: Eukaryota; Fungi; Chytridiomycota; Chytridiomycetes; Rhizophydiales
Exons: 5
Coding region: 1-846 (281 amino acids)
Source: RefSeq, a predicted model, not a curated record
AUGGACGACAGAUCCGACUGUCGCAGCACCAGUCGGUCUCAUCAUCACGAUGAUGACAGACACUCUCGUAAACACAGACUCGAGGUUUCUGAAAAACCUCAUUCUUCCGAUUCCGACACAUCAAGAGAUAAACCUCGCAAGAGUCGUUCUAGGCACAAGAGUUCUGCAAAGAAAUCCAGAUCACAAAGCAUUGAUUCCAUCUCAUCCACUGGCUCUUCAGUCUCUAGUACAGAUAGCAGCAGAAGUGGUCGUCGCUCUCGAGAUAAAAAACACAAGAGCAAGAAACACAAAAAGGAUCGAUCUGGCGAUGACAGGAAGCAUAAGAAGUCCAAAAAGGACAAGAAGAGCAAGAAGGAUCGGAAGAGCAGAAAGGACAAGGAUAGAAAGACAUCUUCCUUGUCAUUGACCAACCAGUAUGGGUCCAAAGGCAUUAUUUCUGCUACAGAUAUCUACUCUAAAGAAGCCGAGUUCCGCAGUUGGUUGAUUGAUAUCAAGAAUAUUGCUGCAGAUGCUUUGGAUGCUCGUGCUACCAAGGAAUACUUUCUCGAAUAUAUGGAAGAUUAUAACACUGCAACCCUUCCACAUGAAAAAUAUUACAAUCUUUCCACCUGGGAGCGUUUAAAUCGAAGUGGUCAAAUAGAAUCCUACUCUGGCGAAAUUGACUUGGCAAAAGACGAAGAACGAGUGCGGAGUUCGACAAGAGCCAAAGGCACAGCUAUUGAAUUGGCGUUUUCUAGAAAUGAGCUAGAGGGAUUAAGAAAACUACAGGAGGAGCGAAUUGCUGCAGAUCGCCUUCGUAAAAUGGGUUUCCAGCCCAAGGAUAGCAUGGGUGUGCGAUAUGAAUAAAUAGCAACCCUCUGUCCAUAACUUUGUAAACUUGGGCAUACACUACUAUAAUGAAAAGCAUCAAGCCCAAUAUCUAGUCAUCCAAAGCGACAAUAGAAAUAGUCAAACUUGACGAAUGAAUACUAUAUGAAAACA